Messenger RNA from Elgaria multicarinata webbii, 1039 nucleotides. It is a transcript of the gene CSNK2B, whose product is annotated as casein kinase 2 beta. The record is from RefSeq and is a predicted model, not a curated record. NCBI's taxonomy places the organism in Eukaryota, Metazoa, Chordata, Lepidosauria, Squamata, Anguidae. Bases 123 to 770 code for a protein of 215 amino acids. The transcript has 7 exons. Gene Ontology annotation, molecular function: protein kinase regulator activity. Gene Ontology annotation, cellular component: protein kinase CK2 complex; cytoplasm.
UCCAUCGGCGAGAGUAGCGCGUGCGCGGUUGAAGCUGGCAGAGGCCUUAGAGGUCCAAAACGCUUGUUUGCACCCCGUGUUCCUCUCCUUGAGGCAAUUGUGCCCCCUGGGAGGACGGGAAGAUGAGUAGCUCUGAGGAAGUAUCCUGGAUUUCCUGGUUCUGUGGCUUGCGUGGCAAUGAGUUCUUCUGUGAGGUGGAUGAGGACUACAUCCAAGACAAGUUCAACUUAACUGGUCUCAAUGAGCAAGUUCCUCACUACCGCCAGGCCUUGGAUAUGAUUCUUGAUUUAGAACCAGAUGAGGAGCUUGAGGACAAUCCUAACCAGAGUGACUUGAUUGAACAGGCAGCUGAAAUGCUCUAUGGGCUCAUCCAUGCUCGCUACAUCCUCACAAACCGUGGCAUUGCUCAAAUGCUUGAAAAAUACCAGCAAGGAGACUUCGGCUACUGUCCUCGAGUUUAUUGUGAGAACCAGCCUAUGCUGCCCAUUGGCUUAUCUGAUAUCCCAGGGGAGGCCAUGGUCAAACUAUACUGCCCUAAGUGCAUGGAUGUCUACACCCCCAAAUCUUCCCGUCACCAUCAUACAGAUGGGGCCUAUUUUGGGACUGGCUUCCCUCACAUGUUGUUUAUGGUGCACCCCGAGUAUCGGCCGAAGCGGCCAGCCAACCAGUUUGUGCCCAGACUUUAUGGAUUCAAGAUCCACCCUAUGGCUUACCAGCUGCAGCUUCAGGCCGCCAGCAAUUUCAAGAGCCCAGUCAAAACUAUCCGUUGAUCUUCUGCGUCCAGGUGCCCAGGGCCCUUCCCCAGUCAGGGCUGCUCAUUCUUUGAUUUUGGUGAUGUCCCCUGUGGACUAUUCUUUGUCACCCCCCAGCCUGAUUUUUAGUCUCAUUUCUGGUGUGUGGUUUAAAUUAAUAAUAAACAAUUUCUGUUACUUCCCAGAAACACAGACUGUGACAGACAAAUUCAGUAACCAACUUGAAUGUCAUAAUUUUGUGGGGAUUUUUUUCUUUUUAAAAAAUAAAAUACAUUAAAAAUGUAAAA